Aspergillus ochraceoroseus IBT 24754 is the source of this 441-nucleotide messenger RNA. Its product is annotated as hydrophobin family protein. Lineage: Eukaryota; Fungi; Ascomycota; Eurotiomycetes; Eurotiales; Aspergillaceae. Bases 1 to 441 code for a protein of 146 amino acids. The transcript has 3 exons. Gene Ontology annotation, molecular function: structural constituent of cell wall. Gene Ontology annotation, cellular component: fungal-type cell wall. The record is from RefSeq and is a predicted model, not a curated record.
AUGAAGUUCUCGAUUAGCGUCGCUGUCAUCUCCUUCAUCGCUGCUGCGACUACUGCUGCGGCUGCCCCUUACGAGCAGAUCCGCUUCCCCGUGCCGAGUACCAUGACUGUCGAAGAAGGAAGCACAAAAUGCGGUGACCAGGCACAGCUUUCUUGCUGUAACAAGGCCAAAUAUGGCGGCGAUACCACCGAGGUCGCCAAGGGAAUUGGAGCUGGUCUGCUGAGCAACCUCAUCGGAUCUGGUUCUGCUGCAGAGGGACUCGGCCUGUUCGAUCAGUGCUCGAAGGUGGAUGCCCAGGUUGCCGUCCUUGUCGGAGUGCAGGACAUCCUCAACCAGAAGUGCAAGCAGAACAUUGCGUGCUGCGCAAAGUCUCCAAGCGGUGCAACCAACGAUCUCAUUGGUGCUGGCCUCCCCUGUGUUGCCUUGGGCUCUAUUCUGUAG